Hypoxylon fragiforme is the source of this 2023-nucleotide messenger RNA. Its product is annotated as DUF914-domain-containing protein. Gene Ontology annotation, biological process: transmembrane transport. Gene Ontology annotation, molecular function: transmembrane transporter activity. Gene Ontology annotation, cellular component: membrane. Bases 590 to 1813 code for a protein of 407 amino acids. The transcript has 2 exons. The record is from RefSeq and is a predicted model, not a curated record. NCBI's taxonomy places the organism in Eukaryota, Fungi, Ascomycota, Sordariomycetes, Xylariales, Hypoxylaceae.
AAUUAACGGAGGUGGUUUCCUAGAUCUCUUUAACCCACUACGCCGACCGACGUACCCUGCUAUUGUCCGCCGACCACUUCGAAGCAAAAGUUCUCUCUUUUUUUUCCAACUAAUUUUUUUAUACUUUGCCUCCUGUUUGUGUACAUACGGCGUAGUAUCUAAAGAUAAGAUACAUCAUACAUGAGACCAGACGAUAUUUUAACUUCAGAAACUGACUACCUAGCACGCCGUGCUCAACGCCAUUCCUCCGCAUAUUGGCAUUCUAUAACACCUUUGCACCAACAUCGCAUAGUAUUGUUUAUGCUCUCUAUGCGCCAUUCUCACCCGCUACGGUAACUUAAUUGCAAGCGACUUGAAGUCUUUGCGCUUGCAGUCUAAAGGGGACGAAGAAAGACUUGCCUGAGAUUGUUGAUCGAUUCCUAUUACCUACCUACUCAUUCCGUGGAUGAGUAUAUAUAUCUUGAUACCCAUUCGCUUUCGUUCUUGUUCAUAACUUUUACAUCCACACUUCACUUCACUUCACUUCGAAGCAUACGUCUUCAGGUUGGUCGUGUUCACCAAGAACACGACCGCAUACAGCUAAUUCAGAAUGGCGACUGAAUACAACAAGCCGCAGUUUCAAGCUCCUUCCACCACCGUCGAGGUAUCCGGCAGCAAUGGUAGCGAGCACCACCACGACCAGGGUGUCGACCAUGCGGUUGAUACCAAUGAUGUAGUUGGCCAGGGUUUGCAGCACCUUGAGGCCAAGAAGAUUCACUGGUAUUCCUACCUCACCACCAAGGACUUCUGGAUCGUUCUCUCGCUGGGCCAGAUUCUUGCCCUCUGCAUCACUGCCACUAACACCUUCUCGACCUUUCUGGUUAACUACGGCACCUCCAUCCCUGCCUUCCAGACUGUGUUUAUGUAUAUUCUGCUGUCUCUCGGUUACCUGCCUUACACCCUAUACAAGUACGGUCCUAAGAAAUAUGGCCAGAUUCUCCUCAAGGACGGCUGGAAGUACUUCAUCCUUAGCUUCCUCGAUGUGCAGGGAAACUACUUCACCGUCUUGGCCUACCGCUACACUAACAUCCUCUCGGCGCAACUCAUCAACUUCUGGGCCAUCGUCUGCGUGGUCUUCGUCUCGUUCCUCCUGCUCCGCGUCCGCUACAAGCUCUUCCAGAUCCUCGGAAUCCUGAUAUGCUGCGGUGGCAUGGGCCUCUUGCUCGCUAGCGACCACAUCCAGGGCAUCAACGGCGGCGCCGGAGAGAGCAUCCUCAAGGGCGACCUGUUCGCCCUCGUCGGCGCCACCUGCUACGGCCUCACCAACGUCUUCGAGGAGUGGUACGUCAGCAAGCGCCCCAUGUACGAGGUGCUCGCGUUCAUGGGCCUGUUCGGCAUGCUCAUCAACGGCGUGCAGGCGGCCAUCUUCGACCGCCAGAGCUUCCAGGAGGCGACGUGGAACGGCUCGGUCGCGGGCUACCUGGUCGGGUACACGCUCGUCCUCGCCUUCUUCUACUCGAUCGUGCCCUUCCUGCUGCGCAUCGCCUCUGCCGCAUUUUACAACAUCUCGCUCCUCACCGCCAACUUCUGGGGCACGAUCAUCGGCAUCCACGUCUUCGGCUACGCCAUCCAUUACCUGUACCCCAUCGCCUUUGUCCUCAUCAUCGUCGGCCUCACCGUCUACUUCCUUGCCGGCAGCAUCCUCGGCGAGUCCAAGAAGCCGUGGCUCGGCGACAACCAGGAGGAGGGCGUCGUCGGCUUCGGAACCGCGAAGCUCAAGGCACUCAACAUGGCGCGCAAGCAGGGCUUGGUUCAGGGCAACAACACUGUCUAAGUUUGGUUUUUCUAGGAAAGGGAUAGGGUUGGGGGGUUAAUAAUAUUAGGGUGGUGCAUUUUGGUAGAAUUGGAGCCUGGGGAGGAGGUUUCUAUGAUUGAUGGAGGUACUUUUGAUUUUGAAGAAAUCGGGGUUUUGUCCUCGGGGACCUCUGUAUUGGAUGACUGAAUAGUUUAGUUGUUGUUAUAAUUACUAUUACUAUUAAACCUA